Molecule: messenger RNA, 1146 nt
Organism: Notothenia coriiceps (black rockcod)
Lineage: Eukaryota; Metazoa; Chordata; Actinopteri; Perciformes; Nototheniidae
Product: splicing factor 3B subunit 2-like
Exons: 8
Coding region: 1-1131 (376 amino acids)
Cellular component (GO): nucleus; U12-type spliceosomal complex
Source: RefSeq, a predicted model, not a curated record
AUGACUAUCAAUAACCGUACAUUCCUCUGUGUGUCUUCCUUCCAGCUGGUGGCCCGUCCAGACGUGGUGGAGAUGCACGACGUGACGGCCCAGGAGCCCAAGCUGCUGGUGCACCUGAAGGCCACCAGGAACACGGUGCCGGUGCCCCGCCACUGGUGCUUCAAGAGGAAGUACCUGCAGGGCAAGAGAGGAAUAGAGAAGCCUCCGUUUGAGCUGCCCGACUUCAUCAAGAAAACUGGAAUCCAGGAGAUGAGGGAGGCGCUGCAGGAGAAGGAAGACGCCAAAACCAUGAAAACCAAAAUGAGGGAGAAGGUUCGCCCCAAGAUGGGAAAGAUCGACAUCGACUACCAGAAGCUGCACGACGCCUUCUUCAAAUGGCAGAUCAAACCCAAGCUCACCAUCCACGGAGACCUCUACUACGAGGGAAAAGAGUUUGAAACUCGUCUGAAGGAGAAGAAGCCGGGAGAUCUCUCCGAUGAGCUGCGCAUCGCUCUGGGCAUGCCGGUCGGACCUAACUCCCACAAGGUGCCCCCCCCCUGGUUGAUCGCCAUGCAGAGGUACGGCCCCCCUCCCUCCUACCCCAAUCUCAAGAUCCCCGGACUCAACUCCCCCAUCCCAGAGAACUGUACGUUUGGUUAUCACGCCGGGGGCUGGGGGAAGCCGCCCGUAGACGAGAUGGGCAAACCUCUGUACGGGGACGUGUUCGGGACCAAUGCUAUAGACUUCCAGGCCAAAGCGGAGGAGGAGGAGGUGGAUCACGCGCCGUGGGGAGAACUGGAGCCUUCAGACGAGGAGUCAUCGGAGGAAGAGGAGGAAGAGGAGAGCGACGAGGAGAAGCCGGACGAAACUGGGUUCUUCACACCGGCAGACAGUGGGCUCAUCACCCCCGGGGGCUUCACGUCGAUCCCUGCCGGCAUGGAGACGCCCGAGCUGAUCGAGCUGAGGAAGAAGAAGAUCGAGGAGGCCAUGGACGGAAACGAGACCCCUCAGCUGUUCACGGUGCUCCCGGAGAGACGCACGGGCCCCGUAGGCGCCGCCAUGAUGGCUUCCACUCACAUCUACGACGUGUCGGGGGUAAGAACUGUCUCUUGUAUGAUAGCUUGUGCGUGUAGGUUUGUAGAAAUGUCCUAACAAAAUCAACUUCCA